Molecule: messenger RNA, 898 nt
Organism: Dromaius novaehollandiae (emu)
Lineage: Eukaryota; Metazoa; Chordata; Aves; Casuariiformes; Dromaiidae
Gene: MRPL35
Product: mitochondrial ribosomal protein L35
Exons: 4
Coding region: 164-718 (184 amino acids)
Biological process (GO): translation
Cellular component (GO): mitochondrion; ribosome
Molecular function (GO): structural constituent of ribosome
Source: RefSeq, a predicted model, not a curated record
UCCUGGGCGGCGGGGGGCGGGGAGGGGCCGCGCCCCCAUGUCGGUUUUGGCGCAAACGCGGUGGCUUUAAGCAGCUGCCGAGCCGCCUUGGGCGGGGCCAGUGAGCCGCGCUCGCUCCGCCCCGUGUCCUUCGGCGGCCGCCGUAGCCGGGAGGCGCGGGGCCAUGGCGGCGGUGCGGGGCGCCCUGGCGGGGCUGCUGCGGCCGCUGCGGGCCUGGGCCGGGGCCCCGCUGGCGCUCGGCCGCCCCCGCAGCGCCCGGUUCGCCUCGGGCCUCUCGGUGCCGUGCGUCGGACGAGCGCGGACGCCGGUGGCGGCUCCUGCGAAGACACUGCCGCUGCCCUCUAUCAGGCCGGCCGGCGGGGGAGCCGCCUCCGUCCUCAGCAGUGUCACAUCUCUACUUCCAAGUAUACUUCAGCAGCCAGUGAGGACUCUUACAUAUUGUAGCUUACGGAAUGGAAAGAGGAAAACCGUGAAAGCUGUGGUUGAGCGGUUUCUCCGACUGCACAAUGGUCUUUGGGUGAGGAGAAGGGCUGGUUACAAGAAAAAAUUGUGGAAAAAGUCCGCUGCCCAGAAAAAGCGCUUGAGAGAGCUGGUGUUGUGCAACAGAACACAAUGUAAACUCCUAGAUAAAAUGACCACUUCUUUCUGGAAGAGGAGAAAUUGGUACGUUGAUGAUCCCUAUCAGAAGUAUCAUGAUCGCACAAAUCUUCGUAUAUAGAAAUCUUUUGUUUAAUUUUUGCAUUGCUCUAGCAAACAGGUGACGUUAUAUGGAAUAUCUGCUUUAUCUGUUUCCAAAGAUAAAUCUGUAGUGCCUGUUAAUUUCAUGAAUAAAUAUGCCUAUAUCAUCUGGACAAAGUCAUGAGUCUCGGUGCCCAAAAUAAAGGGAUGUUCAAGAAUA